Molecule: messenger RNA, 1093 nt
Organism: Eupeodes corollae
Lineage: Eukaryota; Metazoa; Arthropoda; Insecta; Diptera; Syrphidae
Product: post-GPI attachment to proteins factor 2-like
Exons: 2
Coding region: 251-1018 (255 amino acids)
Biological process (GO): GPI anchor biosynthetic process
Cellular component (GO): Golgi membrane; endoplasmic reticulum membrane
Source: RefSeq, a predicted model, not a curated record
AAAGAAAAAAUAAAGAAAAAAAGCAAAAUUGCAGAAGUGUCUUUUGCUUUUCUUUUUCUCUAAUUAGUUCAACGUUCUUAUUCUGUAGAUGCAACGGCUAGACGUGCUAAUUAAUCUCUUGUUUACAAAACAAUACCAUUAAAAAGCGAAAUUAGUUAAUUCUUCCUAUAAUGUGAUUAACUCAAAAGAAAACGACGAUAAUUUCCUCUAGCUAGUGAAAAAGGCAUCAACAAAUUUAGCUUGUGCAGUUAUGCUUCCCUCAUACGAACGUGUUGGCGGUCCAAAGCCUAAAAUCCAAAUCGCAUUUGGUCGUUUUGCUAUUUACACAGUCUGCUUGCCACUGCUGAGUUUUAUAUUCUGCGUUAUUUGGUCGGUGUUGUUCUUCUUCGAACGAUCCACCUUUACCCAUUGUGAUGUUCCCAAUUACCUUCCGUCCAUAUCCGCGGCAAUUGGGAGUUACCAGCCACAGCGAUUUGUGUGGCAGCUGGCCAUUUGCAUCCAUCUUCUACCCAGACUAGGCGUAGCCAAGAUGUACGUAGAGUAUUACCAUGAAAUUAUUCGAUUUAAGUUUAUGCCACUGGCACACUUCGCUUGUCUACUCAAUGUCAUCGAAAAUCUAGCCCUUCUCGGGUUAUCAAUGUGGACUUCGAGUGACAGUUACGAAACGCACAAAUUCUGUUUUAUUUUAUUUAUUGCAACGAGCGAGAUUUACAUGUUGAUAUCGUAUUUUCUCAAUAAACUUGGCAAGAAGAUGACGACGUCAACUAGACAGGAAGAACUGGCCUUGAAGUACAAGGGCAGUUUGUUUCUUAUCAAUAUAAUAGCCUUUGCCAUGGCUGGGUAUUUCUUUGUGCGGCACAACAACCACUGUGAACCAGGUGUUUAUACGUACUUUGCAUUCUUCGAGUACAUAGUUGUGCUGACCAACAUGGGCUAUCACAUGACGGCGUAUUGGGACUUUUUCGGACGCACUCUCUCAUUCGAUUGGGAGAACGGGCUUUACUUUACACGGUCAUAGACCAAAAUUAUAGUGCAUUUUACUUAAUUUUUAUUAGAAAUAUACAUACCAAGCAAACAUAGUUUGCAACCCAAA